Molecule: messenger RNA, 2162 nt
Organism: Haliotis rubra (blacklip abalone)
Lineage: Eukaryota; Metazoa; Mollusca; Gastropoda; Lepetellida; Haliotidae
Exons: 3
Coding region: 1-1614 (537 amino acids)
Source: RefSeq, a predicted model, not a curated record
AUGGAGACUGAUUAUGUCCAACCUGACACAAGGCACCCAGCAGAACAGGGCUCAGUGAAUGCAGGUAAUGACCAUUGGUCACCUGGCAAAUAUGGUGCGGUGGGGGGUUCUGAAGGACAACACAAUCAUUCAGUGGAUCCACCAGCCUCACAGGGAUCCAAAGGAAAUAACAGAAUUGAGAGUGAUUCAUUGUUGCAGAUGAUACCCAAUGGGCAGGACUGUGAACACUUUCUGAAGGUGGACACUCCAUUUAACAUGAAGGAUGAAAUACCAGAGGAUUCAUUUAUUAAAGAUGCAGACAGAGAUGAAAAAGCAGUUCUAUCUGACUGUAAAUUGUCCACAGUUGCCUGUGAAGGGAUAGGUGAUACAGGGACACCAUCCAAUCCUCAUGAGGCUUUGGGUGGAAGAGAUCCAGCAGGUGAGGCUGAUGUCUCCGAGGAAGCUUCUCUGAUGAAGAUGAUGAGCAAUAUGAAUUUAGAUGGACAGCAUUCACACAGUCAAACAGCAAAUGGGGUAACAUGCAAUGACAUAUUCACCACUGGGAACGAUAAAGAAAGGAAUGAGUAUUGUCUUAAAGUUGAUGAGAGUCAUGCUGGUAUACAUUCAGCUUCACAUGGAGACAACACUGCUGAAUCAACAACACACAGUGCCCAUGGUAUCCAGUCAGGUCAAGACAAGAUCGCCAUGGCGGUUUCUGUCAAUCGCUCCAACAAUGUGCAAGCAGUAGGAAACUUCAACUACAAUAAAAAUAUCUGCAAGAUGUCAACGAGGGAAGGUUACCAUAACAUUAGAACACAGAGCCUGAGGGAGAUUGCAAGUAAUGAGAAGCUGUUUGUCAAGACAGAGGCUUUUCAUGAAGUAUGGAAAGUGUCAAAGGAGGAUAACGUGGUAUUCAUUGUUGGACCUCCUAGGGCAGGCAAGACCAUGAUAGCAAAAGCAGUUCUUCUGAAAUUGCAAAAAGAGCAGAACUUUGAACCUCUGAUCCUGUUAAGUGUACAAGAAAUGAGGGAGGCAUUGAACAUAGAUGAGAAACAGGCAAUAUUCAUCAAAAACACUUUUGGAGUAUCAGACUUUGAUCAAGCGGAGCUAAAUUUGUUGCUAAAGUAUUUUGCCUCAGUUAGGGUUUGUGUUUCUGAUAACAAAAAGUUCAUCUUUACUUGCAACAACAGGAUUUUUACAAAAUGUCGGCCAUAUUUGAAACUUGAGGAAUUCUUUACUGAAAGUUCUGUUGUUGAUGUACAGCAAGUUGGUGGCUUGACCGUCAGUGACAAAAGGACCAUCUUGUAUAAACAUCUCAAGCAACGAGAUGUUAUCCUUCCAGAUGACUUAGUGGAUAAAAUUGUAAACUGUGCAAAUAAUUCCACACUUGCCUUCCCCAAAUGUUGUGAAAUAUUUACAAAGUCACCAUAUUUACAUGACCAAGGAAAAUCUGUUAAGUUCUUCCAGAAGCCAGUUCUAUACUAUAAGCUUUCAGCUCAAUUGUUGUGGCAAAAGGAUGAUAAGAGCUAUUUUAUAGUACUGUUGCUUGUGAUGGUUUUGGGAGAGCUACAAGAUUCUUUCCUCAAAGGUGUAUUAGAAGACAGUUUCAUUCUAAAGGAAGCAAAAGGUUCUUGACAUGUUGCCAUAUGAAGUGGCGUUGACUCAACUAGAAUCAGCCACCCAAGAUCUUCUGAAUGAAGGCCUGUACCUGAAAAGGUCUGAAAACAACAAUUCCUUCAUCUUCAUAGAUAGCUGUGUAUGCGAUGCUGUUGCUAUUGUAUUUGGGACUGAAUAUCCCAAACAACUUCUGCAGAUUUGUUCUGGGGAAUUUCUGUGUGAGAGAGUGCUUGUAAAUUCUCAAAGACAGAAAGAAAAUGAUGAGGGAUAUUUUCAAUUAGGAGUGAUCAUUUUGACUUCUUGUCUGAAAGAUUUGUGACUGAGAUACGCUCAGGUUUUCCAUAUCUGGUUACUCGUCAUAAAGCUUUAGGUGAUGGUUCAUUUAUCAAGAGUUUCGCAAAUUACUGUGAGACUAAAACAGAUAUCAACUCCAUCCUAAAAUCAAAAGACAAUCUUCAUCAAUUUCCGUUAUUAUUUUGGUCAUCAUGGAAUGAGAAAGAACACUUGUUUCGGUGGAUUUUCCAUGAACACAAGAAACGCAAGCUACCAAUAUCUAAAGAGGAUAU